Molecule: messenger RNA, 900 nt
Organism: Gilbertella persicaria
Lineage: Eukaryota; Fungi; Mucoromycota; Mucoromycetes; Mucorales; Choanephoraceae
Product: eukaryotic rRNA processing
Exons: 3
Coding region: 88-735 (215 amino acids)
Biological process (GO): rRNA processing; ribosomal large subunit biogenesis
Cellular component (GO): nucleolus; preribosome, large subunit precursor; nuclear periphery
Source: RefSeq, a predicted model, not a curated record
AAAAAAAAAAAAAAAAAAACUCUUUUCUGCGUUUAAAAUAGUCACAAGCGUGUUUGCUGUCAAAAAAAAAAAUACUUUUCUUUCUUAAUGAACACACAAGAUCAAACCAUGGAAGAACCUGAGUGGGUUCGUUUAGAAGAUCUCGAUGAAGAAGAUAUCGAUGAUGAAUAUGGCGAUAUGGUGAUCGAACAAAGAUUACUUGUAAACAAUGAGGAUGCACUUGAACGCAUCACAGACGAUAUCAAGCUCGAUCUACCUUGGAUGGAAUCCUUGACAGUUACUUCAACAAAACCUAUUCAAGUAGCCGAUGUCUUUGAUGAUCUUUUGCGUGAAGAAGCAUUUUAUCAACAAGCAUUGGAAGCAGCCUAUCUAGGCCGAGAACGUACACUGAAAGAAGGAGCUGCUUUCUUUAAACCAGAUAAUUUCAUUGCACCUAUGCUUAAGGAUGAUAAACAAAUGGAAAUGGUACGUCAGAGACUAUUGGAAGAAGCAAAAGACGGGGACGAAGAAGCAUUGCGUCGAUUACAUAUUUUUAACAAAGAACAAAAGAAACAAAAGACAAACGAAAGAGCAAAAUUACUUUUGCGAAAGAAAAAGGAUGGUGCUGAAAUUAAACUGGAUGAUGAAUUCAACAUUGAUCUAGAAGAAGCAGAACGAUUAGCAGCUGCCACUAAUCCAAACAAAGAAGAUAGGCCUGCCAAGAACUAUACAAGAGAUACAAAAGUAAGUCACUAGGACCAAUCUCAACUUAUAAACGUUGUUUAGGAUGCCAAAUAUGCCUUGGGCAAAAGAAAAAGAGUUCAGGGAUCUACACCUAAUCCUGCUAAAAAGGGUAUGUCUCUAUCUAAAAAGAGUAGCCUUAAACGACCUGGUAAAGCCAAGCGUAUGAAAUCAAGAUCU